Molecule: messenger RNA, 1395 nt
Organism: Aspergillus clavatus NRRL 1
Lineage: Eukaryota; Fungi; Ascomycota; Eurotiomycetes; Eurotiales; Aspergillaceae
Product: CRAL-TRIO domain-containing protein
Exons: 4
Coding region: 1-1395 (464 amino acids)
Source: RefSeq, a predicted model, not a curated record
AUGCCUACCGAACUAGCUCCUGGAACCGUGGGAAACCUCACUGCAGAGCAGGAAGUGAAGCUGCAGGAAUUCUGGGUGCUGCUCUUGAAGAUAUUCGGAAUCAAGUUGGAUGGGGUUGAAUCGACAACAAAGGAAGCUCCGCCGAGCACGCCCCAGGAGAAGAAGAAACAGCCCAAGCGCAUGUUCGGACUCUUCGGAAGAGGGAACGAAGUUGAGAAUGACGCGGCUAGCGAGAAAUCCACGGCGGGACUCUCGCACAAUCUUGCGUCAAUCCAGAUCUCUGAUGCCGACGACAAGUAUGGACAGUCGAAGGAAUUCCAGCAGGCACUGGUGGACAUGUCACCAGAAGAGAUCCGGGAAACAUUCUGGAGUAUGGUGAAACAAGAUAACCCGGAUACCCUGGUGCUGCGCUUUCUGCGAGCACGCAAGUGGGACAUCCAGAAGGCUCUCGUGAUGUUCAUCUCCACAAUCCGCUGGAGAUUAGCAGACGUGCAAGUGGACAAUGAUAUCAUGAAGAAUGGUGAGCAGCAUGCUCUAAAACAGUCGCAGAGUUCCGACUCCGCCGAGAAGAAGGUUGGUGAGGAUUUCUUGAGCCAGAUGCGCAUGGGCAAGAGCUUUCUCCAUGGUGUGGACAAACUCGGUCGGCCAAUCUGCGUUGUUAGGGUUCGUCUGCACAAAGCCGGUGAUCAGAGCCAGGAAGCCUUGGAUCGCUUCACUGUAUAUACAAUUGAAUCGGCGCGCAUGAUGCUUGUGCCCCCUGUGGAAACAGCAUGUAUCGUCUUCGAUAUGACGGACUUUUCGAUGGCCAACAUGGACUAUUCGCCCGUCAAGUUCAUGAUCAAGUGCUUUGAAGCCAAUUAUCCCGAGUCUCUUGGAGUGGUUCUUAUCCACAAGGCACCUUGGAUCUUCUCAGGUAUCUGGAACAUUAUCAAAGGGUGGCUUGAUCCUGUCGUUGCCGCCAAGAUUCAAUUCACCAAGAACGUCAAAGAUCUGGAAGAGUUCAUUCCCCGGGAUCGCAUCAUGAAAGAGCUCGACGGUGAUGAACAAUGGGAGUAUAAGUAUGUGGAAUGCGACCCAGAGGAAAAUAAAACAAUGGAGGAUUCGGCAAAGCGAGACGAGCUGGUUGCCCAGCGACAUGAACUUGCGAAGGAGAUCCAAGAUGCGACUAUCGCAUGGAUUUCUGCCAGCUCCAAGAACGACAAGGAAGCAGCGGCCGCGGCCAAGGAUAAGAGAAAGGAUCUCAUUGAGCGCUUAAGGGUGCAAUACUGGCAGCUUGACCCUUAUCUCCGCGCCAGAUCCUUGUAUGAUCGCUUGAAUGUGAUCCAAGGUGAUGGGAAGAUCAAUUUCUAUUCGGCCGAGAGCAAGUCGAAGGGCAAUGCGGCCAGCAGCAAAUGA